AUGGAGAUGGUCCAUGACGACACCACAUCAAGCCCAAGCAUUCUUGAAAGCAAAUAUCCAAAGAAAAAACCAGAAGCGAGAAGAAUAGAUGAAUCAUGCACAACUUGUCAACCAAACAUAAGGACUGCAGAAGAACUUUGGGCAAUUGCAUAUCCACAUAAAACAGCAACAGUUCCCACAACAAUGGGUGGCAUCAAGGGAGAUACAAUUUUAACCAGGCUCUGGAAAUACUGA
Molecule: messenger RNA, 234 nt
Organism: Dovyalis caffra
Lineage: Eukaryota; Viridiplantae; Streptophyta; Magnoliopsida; Malpighiales; Salicaceae
Source: the annotation of a GenBank genome assembly